AUGAUCGCCACCGGUAUGCCCUAUCCAACCCACAAGGAUCAGCAGCACGGGAGCAUCAGUACCGACUCUGAAGUCAACUCGCACUCUCAGAUCACCACCAGCGCUGCUUCGAUGAGCCGUCUCGCCGCCAACGCACGGGCUUUUCAAUCGCUGCAACAACGACAGGCAUCAUCACAUGGUGAUACUACUACGAUACGACACCACCCAGGCUGCCGCCAAGCAGACGGUGAUAUCUGUACAUGUCAAGUCACGCAGUCUCUUGCGAAACAAGAGACGUUUGUGAUUAACUGUCUUCGAGCGUCCGUCUUGAUGGUCUUGGUGGUGACUGCCACUGGUCUAGCCAUUGGUGUGCACCGCUACACCACCGAGACGGAGACAGAGAACUUUACAGAUCACUUUGAACAUGCCGCCCACCAAGUCAUUGAUUCGUUCCAUGAGGUCGUGGAACGGAACAUUGGCUCGGUGGCAACCAUGUCAUCGCUCAUUACAUCCUAUGCACUACAGGCCAAUUUGAGCUUUCCAUUUGUCACCGUGCCACACUUUGAAGUGCUGGGAUCAC
Messenger RNA from Seminavis robusta, 559 nucleotides. NCBI's taxonomy places the organism in Eukaryota, Bacillariophyta, Bacillariophyceae, Naviculales, Naviculaceae. The record is from the annotation of a GenBank genome assembly.